This is a messenger RNA of Ixodes scapularis (black-legged tick), 1194 nucleotides long. RefSeq lists its product as uncharacterized. The coding region runs from base 15 to 1175 and encodes 386 amino acids. Gene Ontology annotation, biological process: DNA integration. Gene Ontology annotation, molecular function: nucleic acid binding. The transcript has 3 exons. The record is from RefSeq and is a predicted model, not a curated record. NCBI's taxonomy places the organism in Eukaryota, Metazoa, Arthropoda, Arachnida, Ixodida, Ixodidae.
GCGAACAUUAUCCCAUGCCGACGCUAGAAGAUGUAGCUCCACAUCUGCACGGCGCCAAGUUUUUUUCGACAUUGGAUGCGUCAUCGGGCUUUUGGCAAAUAAAGUUGUCUGAGGCAAGUUCGCACAUUUGUACCAUGAGCACCCCUUAUGGCAGAUACAGGUUUCUGCGCAUGCUGUUCGGAAUUUCCACAGCCCCAGAAGUAUUCCAGCGCGCAAUGCACGGUGUCCUAGAGGGCCUAAAGAACGUAGCAGUCGUCAUGGACGACAUUUUAGUUUGGGGAACCACGAUACAAGAACAUGACGCGAACCUAAAAAACUUACUGGAACGCUGCGAGAGACGCGAUCUCAAGUUGAACCUAAAAAAGGGUCAUUUUCUGCAGGACCAAGUACGGUACCUAGGUCACAUUUUGACGACUGAAGGUCUGAGCCUAGACCCAGAACGAGUCGAGGACAUCCUUGCUGUUCCGGAGCCCAGAGACCUUUCAGAUGCACGGCUCCACAACAACCUCCAGGCGACAGAAAACGACGCGGCUUUCAUCCAGCUCCGAAAGUAUGCAUCAGCAUCCUGGCCAGCUGAGAAACGAGACGUCCCGGAGGAACUUCGUACGUACUGGAACUACAGAGACGAGAUGCACGUGGAAGAUGGGCUGGUCUUCAGGAGUAACAAAGUGGUAAUUCCAAAAGCCAAUAAGACGGAGAUUUUGAAACUUUUGCAUGCCGCACACGGGGGUGAAGCAAAAAUGAAGAUGCGCGCCAGAGAAGUGAUGUAUUGGCCGACCAUGUCAUGCGACAUUGAAGCUCUUGCAAAGUCAUGUGGGGUCUGCAUGAAGCAUAAGCCCAGAAACGCAAGAUUACCAUUACUGAGCCAUGAACUACCCAACCUACCAUGGCAGCUGGUGGGGCUAGACUUGUUCUACCACAACAAUCGAACUUUUUUGAUAAUUGUUGACUUCUACUCUUUCUUUUUCGAGAUCAAGGAACUGCGACAGUCCACGGCAUCUUUAGUGGUAUCCGCCUGUGCAGAAGUCUUCGCUACUCAUGGGAUACCAGCCAAGUUGUACAGUGACAAUGGGCCCCCCUUCAAUAGUUACAACUUCAAGGACUUUGUGACGCCCUCCUGGAAUGGCGCAACAGCCCAAGGGAUAACCUGCUCAAGUCACCAGUACAGAGGCUAAUGGGUCGUCAGACACGCAC